CAAUGAAUGGCGUUCGACCCGUUCAUCACGACGCCAGCCAUGGGGAGAAGAAGAAAAGGAAUUACAAGCUGCUGGUGGACCCAGCGAUGAAAAAAGGAGCCGUCAAGGUCUACAGAUACGAUGGAGUCGUUCCAGGGCAAGAAAAUCUUUACCCUCCCGUCCAAGUCCGUGAUCCCAGGUCCCGCCUUGCAUUUCUCUGGGCACGGACUGAAAUUGCCGACCUGCCUGUGCCCAAGUUCAAGAUCGACGAGCACUAUGUGGGGAUCCCGCCCCCGCUGGAGGUGACACUGACCAACCUCAACGACAACAUUGGCAAGGGCUUCCUGGACGACCUGGUGAAGAAGUUUGGCCAGGUGGACGAGUCGGUGGUGUACUACCACGGCCGCACCCGCAAGCACCUGGGCCUGGCACGGGUGGUCUUCUCCACCACCCAGGCGGCCCGCUUCUGCGUCGACAAGAUGCAUCUCUCCUCCGUCAUGGGCAACAUCCUCAACGUCUUCUUCGAUCCUUUCGGUCGGGAGUGCCAGCGGCUGUACGAAGAGCUCUGCUCCGAGCGGCCCAAGUUCCCGGAGCCCCUGGCAUUUGCACCCGAGCCCCCUCCGCCUCCCCUCCCCCAGCCCCCCCUGCCCCCCAUCGGCGCUCCCUCCACGCAACUGCCCCCCAGGGCGCUGCCCCCCUCCGGUUCCUCUGCCUCCACGCCGUGCUCCUCGACCGCCGCACCCCAGCAGUCGGACUACUCGGGUUACUCCAACCACUCGGACUACGGGUCGGCCUCCGCCGCGUCCUACCGCUCCAACGCGUCGACCCCGCUCAGCUACGACAGCGGCUACUCAUACUGCGCGUCGUCCCAGUACGCCGCGGCAACGGGGCACCACCCUGCGUCAGCUUGGGACGUGAACCACGCGGGCUCGUGGCCUCCGACGGCCGACGGGAUGCACCAGUGGCGGGGUGCGGCGCAAUGGGACCCGCACGCGGCGAGCGACGCAAUCCCCCAGAAGCUGAGCCCCGCGCGGGAGAGCCUGGACAGCCGCAUCGAGCUCCUGCUCAAGCAGACGGAAGGUAGGGGGAGCUUCUUGGACGUGGCCGGAGGCGUCCCGGUGUUUGGGAGCCCCCCCUUCGACGGCACACCGCAGCAGCAGGAGUCGCCCGUCUCCAAGGCGGCGCCGCCACUGCCCGAAGGGGCAUCGUUCUCCGACGUCGCGUCGAUGCCUCCGCUCCCGCCGGACUCUUCCCCGCUGCCUCCCCUGCCGGAGAAGGACGAGCCGCCUCCGCCGCCUCCCGAGGACGAAGAGGAGGACGCAUCAUUCGAGGUGCUGUCAACGCCUCCGUCGCCCUUCCUCUCGUACCAGGAGUACCACCACUGGGCGCGAGUGACGAGGGAGACGAAGGUCGGCGGGGCGGCCGCGCUGUCGGACUCGGAGCCGCUCGCCGUCAACGACGAGGCCACGAACCAGUCGACAGCGAGCACGCGAGACUCAACGCCUGUCCACGAUGAACUACCCGAGCCGCCGUCCGGCGAGGAAGACGACCGGAUGAGUAUUGUCCACCAGGAGAGCCAGCUGAAGAUCCUCAGCAAUCUCAACCUUAACAAAAGCAACCUCAAUGGCCCGGGCGAUGUCGGCGACCUCGAUGGCAGCACCGAGAAGGAAGCGGCAGUGGAUGACGACGACGACGACCGCAUGUCGCUCUCGUCGUUAAGCAGUGGAGACGAGAAGCUGGAAGUGAACGCGCCGCCGCCCGGGCCCCCGCUCAAUGCCUACGUUGGCCACGAGGCGGCACCCGUCGUUGCGUCGGCGGCGGGGUACCCCUCCCCGCUGUCUGCCGCUACCGCGGCGCUCUAUGCCGCCAGCACGUCGCACUACCCGUCCGGCGCGCACCCCAUGUACCCGAGCCAGGAGGUGCAGAUGAUGGCCCAGAUGGGCAUCUGGAAGCCCGGCAUGGGCUCCGGCGUUGGGGGCACCGCCGGUGCGCUUUCUCCGCACUCACACUCUCAGCACGUCCCGCACGUGUCUCCGACGGCGGCCUCGUACGCAUACGCGAGUUCCACGGCGGCCGGCGCACCACCUCCGCCCCCUCCUCCCCCUCCGAUGCUCCACUCGUACAACCCCAACUACCCUCCCCCUCCGCUGCACCAGUACGGCUCGUCGGGGAGCACGCACCCUGUGCACCUCUCCCCGGCCCGCGCCCCCCACCACUACCCGCCGCCGUCCCCGUACUACCCUCCGGGCACCAGCACACCUCCGUCCCACUACGGAGCGGUGCGCGAGUACGGCAGGGUGCCGCCGCCCUCGCCGUACCGGUGGUACGGGUCUGCGCUAGCGGGGAGGGCGAGCGCGUCCCCGUGGGGCAGCCCCCAGGCGAGCGGCGGGGCGCCGCCACCUGGGACGUGGAGCAGCGACCCCAACGCGGCCACAGUGCGUGCGGUGUUGGGCGCCCUGGUGGCGGAGCUGCGGGAGAUUGUCAAGCGGGACAUCUGCAAGCGCAUGGUGGAGAACUACGCCUUCAAGCGCUUCGAGGCCUGGUGGGACGAGCAGGUGUCGGCGGCCUCCAAGUCCAAGACAUCAGAGGUGGCUCCCCAGGAAGCCACGAGCAGCCAGCCUGCCGUCUCUUCACUGUCGUCACUCUUCGAUGGCUCUCGGGAAUCCGGCUUCUCCAUUGGCGAGGGUUUUGGCUCCGGCUUUGGAUUUGGACUGCGUGCAGCGAUGCCCAGGAUGCCAUCCUUCAGGAGAAUACGAAAACCGCCUUCCCCACCUCCCCUCGACGAUGAGGACAGCAAAAAGCCGGAUGACUCUGACGGCGAGCACGACAAGCUCUCGGAUUCCGAAUCCGAGUCGCCGCGGCAGAGGAAAGGGAGCGCCCCCGUCGUGGAGGAGGAGCACAGCACCCAGGAGAGCGACAGCGACAAGGCAGACUCGGAUUCCGAGUCGGAGUCGGACGAGAGUUCAGAGUCUGAAAGCAGUUCGGAAGAAGAUGGGGACGAAGAAGCCUCGUCAUCAGAAUCUGGUGAAUCAGAGUCUGAUUCUGAAUCGGAGGAAGAGGAUGCCGAAGUCGUGGCCAGUAGUAAAGAAGAAAGUCGAGACAAGCCGGUCACAAGGAGCCCCGAUGCUCGACGGGAACUUUUUGUGUCCGACAUUGAAGAGAGGAAGAAGGAGCCGGAGCCAGAAAUCACUAAGCGAGACAACGAGGCAGAAGUCCGCACGGCUGAGAGCCCCGCGGCAUCUCCAACCCCAACCAAAGAGGACAUCAAGUCCGAAGAAGUGGAUGUCGACGUUGACGUCACCCCGUCUCCAACGCCAUCGCCUCAUGAAGACGACGCCGAGACGCAGCAGCUGGAACCCGAAUUGCCCGAGGCGAGGUUCGUCGCGGCGGGAGUCCCAGACGUCCGCCCAACCGCGGAGCCUCCCAAGGUGGAACCCGCGCCCACUGAGCCUCCCCAAUCCCGCGACCUCGAGUAUGAAGCGUCGGAAGCGCUCAUGGCCCUCGCGGCCGGGUUCGCGGAGCCGGAACUUCCGACUCCGGCGAAAAACGAGUUCCUAGUUAAUGGGGACGUCACGGGCGCCCUCGCGACGAAGGUCGGAGAAGACGUGAAGGAUGAGGAGGAUGUUCCAAACUACCUCAGGUCAGACCACUGCUACUGCCUGCCACGGCAGAAUGUCGCGGACGGCGACGGAACGCCGUUGGACCUCGUGACGACGGGCGACCACGAGUACACGCGGAUGGCGACCACGCCACCUCCUCCUCCCGUGGAAGUGCUCGAGAGUCUAGUUCAUCCGGCAGCGUCACCGCCCAAGACUCCGACGGGGCGCAAGAACUCGCGGAAGGGUAAAGAACGCCAGUCGGCGAGGGAGCGGCUCCUGCUGGAGGAGCCCCUUCUGCUGGAGCCCGUGACCAAGCUGUCGCGGGCUGUGGCAUUUGCCAAGCGGAACGUCGUCGAGGAAAUGAAUAUCCUGUACGAGUUCCUGAGGACGGGGGUGGAUGCGGAGGAUGUGCAGUACCUCAAGCGGAGCUACGACGCCAUGCUGCAGGAUGAGAUCCAGGGAUACUGGCUCAACGACACCCACUGGGUGGACCAUCCGCCAACGAACAUCCCCAACCCGACUAAGAAGAAGAAGAAGGACGAGUCCCGUGUGCAUGUGACCGGCUGCGCCCGCAGCGAGGGCUACUACAAGAUGGACGUCAAGGAGAAGGCCCGCUUCAAGCAGUCGGGCAGCUGCAUGCCUCAGCACGAGACUCAGGAUCCAACGAGCAAGGCGCGGGUGGCUGCCCAGUCGAGCAGGGAAGCCCGAUCCAACCAGCGCAGGCUACUCACUUCCUUCGGGGAGGCUGAGGUGGUUAGCGACCUGCUCAAGUUCAACCAACUCAAGUUCCGCAAGAAGCAGCUCAAGUUCGCCAAGAGCCGCAUCCACGACUGGGGCCUGUUUGCCCUGGAGCCGAUUGCCGCUGACGAGAUGGUCAUUGAGUAUGUGGGCCAGAUGGUGCGGCCCGUCAUGGCCGACCGGCGGGAGCAGCACUACACGCAGAUCGGCAUCGGCAGCUCCUACCUGUUCCGAGUGGACGUCGAGACCAUCAUCGACGCCACAAAGUGCGGCAACUUGGCGCGCUUCAUAAACCACAGCUGCAACCCCAACUGUUAUGCCAAGGUGAUCACAGUGGAGGGGCAGAAGAAGAUAGUCAUCUACUCAAAGCAGCCCAUCAACGUCAACGAAGAAAUCACGUACGACUACAAGUUCCCCUUGGAGGAAGAGAAGAUCUCCUGUCUGUGUGGUGCUCCACAGUGCAGAGGCUUCCUCAACUAAAAAGCAGUGCGACCCCGACGGCAUGUGUACAGUGUACAUAGCUCAUCCCAUCUCCCACGAAAAGAGCUCAUCCGCCUUGUUACGGCCGCUGUUGUUAUUGUUGGUUGAUUGGUCAUCAGGGCGGGUGAGAAGGACACCCAGAAGUGCUGAGUCAUUUCCUCCGUGUCGGAGGCAGGACUGUUGAAGCAUCAUCUGUACAUAGACGAGAUUCAUUUUCUGGAAGAAAAAAAAAAUGAGCGCUUUUAUUUUUCACUUUGUUCCAAAGCCUUGUACAUUAUCUCCUCCCGUUCCUCUGAGAAAUUUGUAAUAAAAUGAAUGCGGCGCUUUGUACAAGAUAGCCAACAAGAAGCA
Molecule: messenger RNA, 5147 nt
Organism: Ixodes scapularis (black-legged tick)
Lineage: Eukaryota; Metazoa; Arthropoda; Arachnida; Ixodida; Ixodidae
Product: histone-lysine N-methyltransferase SETD1B
Exons: 13
Coding region: 3-4796 (1597 amino acids)
Cellular component (GO): Set1C/COMPASS complex
Molecular function (GO): protein binding; histone H3K4 methyltransferase activity; RNA binding
Source: RefSeq, a predicted model, not a curated record